AGACUAGUUCUGACUUGGGAUCGAAUACUUAGAAUACCGGUUUGUAGACAUAGACUUGUUUACGUUUAAAUAAAAAUACGUGAAAUAAUAUUUGAAGAGUCAAGAGAAAAAUGAUACCAUCAAGAGGACAAAAAAUUCAUGAUUUAAUUAAAAAAGACAAAUCUGCAGAUGCCCACAAAAGUCCUGCAAAAAGGGUACCUCUACAAAUGCUAAAUGUUAAAAAAUUGGAAAAACCGACUAUAAAAGAUGGGUCUUAUUUGAUGGAUUAUUCCUCCAAUCAGCAGCCUCCUACCUAUUUACUAGCAAAUGAAACAUCUUCAAUACGAGAUGAUUCCAUUUGGACUUCAAUAUUACUUGACAAUACACAGUUUUGUCAAUCAUUUGCCUCCCAAUGUGAAAAAAGCCCGACGUGUGAUAAUAGGUGUAUAUUGGCUUCCAUUCCUGCCUUAAAUAAAAAUGUUAGUGGUAUGACGCACACGUUGUCGGUUCAGGUGUUAAACAUCCAAAAAGAAAAUACCCUACCCAGCGCAUCAUAUACCUUAAGUGUUGCCGAAUCUCAACCGGAUAUUUUGGAAGAGACGGCAGCAAAGCAAAAUGGACGUCCUAUUCCCAGUACAUUAAAUACAACAAACUUGACUGAUUCUACUGUAGUGGGUAUACCUAAAAUUUCAAAUACUCUGGAUGAAGAUUUGAGUAUAUCUUCUUCGGAAAGCGAUCCUUUUGGGGGAGAUAAUUCAGAUGAAGACCCUGAUUUUGAAAUUAAAAAAAAAAUAAAGUUGCAAGAUUCUAUUUCUGAUCAUUCAACGUCAUCGUCGGAUCCACAAGAAAAAAGAAGAGUGCGUAAGCGUCUUCCGAAUUCGGAUAAUUGGCAAAGAAAUAAAAUCAAGAGAUUGAGAAAUAGUGGAAAAGCUUAUACGGAUUGGAAAGGUAAAAAAAGACCAGAGAGAAGAAUUAAAGAGGCGUGUAAUAACUGUAGAUUAAAAUGUUUUCAAAGAAUGAACGAAGAACAAAGAAAUAUAAUUUUUAAAACUUUUUGGGAUUUGAAAGAUAUAAGUCGUCAAAGAGAUUAUAUAUCAGAAUAUGUGCAAUGUAAUCCAAAGGCGAGGUGUCGACAACGUAAAACUAAAAAUAACGAGGAGCAAGAUGAAAUUGAGAAUAAUAGUAGAAGAAGUUUUAGUUUCGUUUACCAUUUACAAACUGAAACAUCAAAGAUCCAAGUCUGCAAAACAUUUUUUUGAAUACUCUAUGUAUUAGUGCCCAAACAGUUCGAACAGUUUUUAACAAAAUGAAUUCUGCUGGAUAUAUCAAGGAAGAUCAAAGAGGUAAAGCCUGUAAAAAUUCCAUGUUGGACGAGUCAGUGAAACAAUCAGUUCGUAACCACAUCAUGUUGUUUGAAACCAUUGAUAGCCAUUACUGCAGACAGAAAACGGAGCGAAAAUACUUACCUCCAACACUAAAUGUUUGUAAAAUGUAUGCUCUGUAUGAAGAAUUCUGUCUAGAUAAUAACAUUGAAAGGAGAGCUACAGAAAGUAUGUAUAGACACAUUUUCACAACCGAAUUCAACAUUUCUUUCUUUCUGCCGAAGAAAGACCUCUGUGACGUUUGUCACAGCUACGAAAACAGGUUGACUGACGAAAAAGUUAGAAUGGAGCAAGCAUAUCAACAGCAUAUAGAAAACAAGAACUUAGCUCGAAGUCUUAAGAAUGCUGAUAAAGAGAAAGCUAAAGCAAACCCUUCAUUUUGUGCAGCAGUAUUCGACUUGCAGCAAGUAUUGCCAGUACCCAAGACAGCAAGACAGAGGUCGGCGUCGCCUAUUAUAAAUUAAAAUUAUCGACAUUCAAUUUCACAGUUUUCAAUUUGGCAUCAAAGGAGGCAAAGAGGGUCGUCGUAAAUUGGUAGUGGUCUUACGCUUUUUAUUGAACAACAUGUGCGAAAAGGAAUCAAAGAAUUUUCAUUUUUUUCCGAUAACUGCCCAGGGCAGAACAAGAACAAAUUUUUGUUUUCUCUUUAUAAUUAUCUGGCACAAAAAUAUUCAAUCAAAAUUUGCCACACCUUCUUAGAGCGGGGCCACACACAAAAUGAAGGUGAUUCUGUUCACAGCGUUAUUGAGAAGGUCGCUCGAAAUAUUCCAGUAUACACUCCAGAUCAAUGGUUCAGUCUCGUCAGGACAUCAAAAAGAAAAAAUCCAUAUGUUGUAGUUGAAAUGAGCCAGCAAAGUAUAUUUGACCUUAAGAAGUUAACUGAAGUAACUUCUAUAAAUUGGGAUAAGAAUGACACAAACGACAAAGUUUACUGGAGUGAAAUAAAAAUUGCAAAAACCGAUCCAGAAGAGCCAAAUAUAAUUUUUUAUAAAAACAGUUAUAAAGAUGAAAACGAAUUUAAAAAAAUUUGUAUUUUAAAAAGAGGAAGAAAAUCCAUUGAAGUAAAUAUUAAUGAAAUUCAUUUACAGCCGCUUUACAAGGAACUAAUACCGUUUACUAAAAAAAAAUAUGAUCAUUUGAAGUUCCUUUGCGGCAAAAACGCUAUUUUACCUGCGUAUCACCCCUUUUUUUUAAACUUACCUUUUGGUGAAAACAUCCAAGAGCCAGAUGGAUAUAAUGAUAACAAUUUUUAAUGGUUAAACUGAAUAAGGUACUUCAAGAAUAAUAUUUUUUUUAGCUUGGUCUCUAGUGUUUUAGAGUCCAAAU
This is a messenger RNA of Acanthoscelides obtectus, 2687 nucleotides long. The record is from the annotation of a GenBank genome assembly. NCBI's taxonomy places the organism in Eukaryota, Metazoa, Arthropoda, Insecta, Coleoptera, Chrysomelidae.